Molecule: messenger RNA, 751 nt
Organism: Microplitis demolitor
Lineage: Eukaryota; Metazoa; Arthropoda; Insecta; Hymenoptera; Braconidae
Product: peptidyl-prolyl cis-trans isomerase NIMA-interacting 4
Exons: 4
Coding region: 255-638 (127 amino acids)
Biological process (GO): rRNA processing
Molecular function (GO): DNA binding; peptidyl-prolyl cis-trans isomerase activity
Source: RefSeq, a predicted model, not a curated record
AUUAUUAUUAUUAUUAUUAUUAUUAGACGUUGGCGAACUUCAGUAUAUUAAUUUAGUUACACAAUAAGAACUGAUCUGAUAGUAAAAACUGAUGAUAAAAACUACCGUACUCUACCUGCUAAUUCGAUUAUCUCUUUAUUAUUUUUAUUUAGAAUAAAGAGAUUAAAAUAACCUCAAAUACGGCAUUUCAAUAUAAAUUUAUAGAUACAAUCAACAAUAAUAGAAGAAAAUUAAGGUAUAUAGGAAUAAUAAUAAUGCCACCAAAAAAAACAAGUGGAUCAAAAUCAGGAAAGUCAACAAAAAAUAGUGAUGAAAGUGAUAAAGGAAAAAGUGAAAAAAAAGGAGGCACCUCUAUAAAGGUUAGACACAUUUUGUGUGAAAAGCAAUCAAAAAUUAUCGAAGCUUUGGAAAAAUUAAAAGCUGGACAAAAAUUUAAUGAAAUAGCCGCUACGUACAGUGAAGAUAAAGCUCGUUCAGGAGGAGAUCUUGGAUGGAUGACUAGAGGAUCGAUGGUUGGCCCAUUUCAAGAUGCAGCUUUUGCUUUACCUGUAUCUACUCUAGCCAAUCCAGUAUACACCGAUCCUCCAGUUAAAACAAAAUUUGGCUACCAUAUAAUAAUGAUAGAGGGAAAAAAAUAAUUUUUUUUACACCCCUCCAUAUAAUUAAUAUAAAUUAUUAACAAUAAUUUUUGUAAAUAUAUAUUUUUAUUGCUACAAUAAAUCGUUUUUAUUAAAAAGGAAAAAAAAAUAUA